AUGGCAUGGAUAGGAGGCCCGAAGCGGCGUGGGCCGCUGCAGCCGGCAUGGAGCACCAGCAACAGAACCAAGAAGAAGGACGCAGCAGAUCGUUUUUUUGACGACUUGGUAUCAGGCACGUGGCUCCCGCCUAAACCUGGCGUUGAACAGCUCACACCAGAGAAGGCAGACAAGGCUGUUCUAACAGUCAAGGAGAAGGUUUGGGCCUUGAAGAAGACUUCCAAAUGGAAGAAAAAAGGAUGGAAUGAGGUUUUCCAAGCAUGCUGCAAACUUGAUCCAGCAGAGAAGUUUGGCCGAGAUCUGGUGCGGAAGGCAUUCACCAUCGUCAUCGGGUCCCAGUUUGCUCGAGAGGCCGUAGAGGAUUUGGUCAGCAUGGCGGUCCCGAACGAGGCGCGCGGUCUCAGCUAUCAGGAAUUCAAGAAAUGGUUCGGCCCGACAAAACUGGACAUGGAAGAAGAAUGGACAAAACCCAAGAAGAAUGAGGGCCAGGAGAAGCCUCGGGAAGCACAGGAGAAAGUCUCGGGGUGGUGGCAAAGCGAAGGCUGGUACGACUCUGGAUCCUGGAGCUGGAGGCAGGGGAGGGGCGGCUGGGACAAUGACUGGAAAGAUUGGGAUUGGGGGCAGAGCACAAGCAACAGAGCGAAGAACAAGGCCGAGGGAGAUGGCUUUGUUGAGGAUUGGGGAGGAGGAUGGGCUGCGGCUUCCGGGGAAAGCACUACACCAGCGAAUGAGAGGUGGUGCGACCAGGUCACCGAGGCACCCCUGGGCCCCCAGCCUGACGGCGCACGUAAGGUGGAAAAAAGAGACGAGGUUGCAAUCUUUCAAGAACUGGUGAAGGCCGUGCAAGAGCAGCGCCGACAGGAGCAGUUGAAACGACACAACGAAGCUGUGGAGGCAGCCGAGUCCAAGGUCAGAAACGUGCAACGCCGUCGCGAAGAAGUGCUGGGGCAGCAACAACAGGAGCAAUUGAACUGCCAGACGGAGCUGAAGCGUUUGGACGACGAGUUAGCAGCACUUCAAGCCACAAAGGCUUGGUUGGCUCGCGAACCGGUAUUACCGAAGUGCAUAGCAUGCUGCGACAGUCCUGCGGACCAGAUCUUUAUUCCGUGUGGACAUGUCCAGUUUUGCAAGCGCUGUGCUAUCACGCACAUGAAGACACGAAACGAGACGCGUGAGAAUGCAUCGAGGGUACAUUGCCCAUCAUGCCGAGAGGUGAUUUCCCACCACCGGACCGUGAGGCUAGGCCAUUUUUAA
This is a messenger RNA of Symbiodinium sp. CCMP2592, 1254 nucleotides long. The record is from the annotation of a GenBank genome assembly. NCBI's taxonomy places the organism in Eukaryota, Dinophyceae, Suessiales, Symbiodiniaceae.